UAUUUAUAUGUAAAUAAUUUAAGAAAUGAAUCAAAAGGAAUUGUCUGAUGGAAGUGAAAGCAAUAUAGAUAUUGAAUUAUCCCAAUUGGACGAAGCUGAAGCAGAAAGGAUAAAGGAUAUCAAAGAAAGGGAUGCUUUUGUCAAACGUUUAAAACAGAGGGACAUUAAAAAAAGAGAAGAAAAGAGAAAAUCUAAGCAAAAAAAGGAAGGAGAAGAGUCAAUAGAAGAAAAAAAGACCAAGCUCCCCAAAUUGAGAAUCGAAUCGAGGAGGAAAUACCUAGAGAAAAGGGAAAAAGAGAAAGUACUGGAGCUCGAGGCUGACCUCGUGGAUGAACAGUAUUUGUUCGAUGAAACAGAAUUGACUCUUAAAGAAAAACUGGACAUUCAAUAUAAGAAAAAGGUACUUAAAAUAGCCAAAGAUUACCAAGAAGCGGAUCAGGUAGAAAAGAUACAACGUUACUACAUUCCACAAGGGAAGGAUGAACCCUCUUCCAAAAAAGUCCUCCCUAAAUACAAACCAGAAGAAGAUUUAACUUUAGAAGGAACCGGGAAAGAAAAAGAUAAACGCACCACUCCUUUCGGAGUAACUGAUCAAAAUAUAUGGGAAAAGUCUCAAAUGGAAGCUACCCAGCUCAAGUUUGGGGCUAGAAAUGCCCUCGAACAUUACAGAAAAAGUCAUCCUCAAAAUUACGAUAUUAUAGUUCCAGAGGAAGAAAUGAAUUUCGUCAGGGGGCUUGAGUUGCCUGGUACCAGACCUCGACCUCCCAAAGACCUUACGGGGGAUAAAAUAUCCCAAGCAAAACCUGAAAUUCAGAUUUCCAAGAAAGAAAAUAUCAGAGAGACCCGCAAAAGCUUACCGAUUUAUUCCUAUAGGCAAGAGUUGCUAGAUGCCAUUGAACAACACCAAAUUCUCAUUGUGGAAGGGGAGACUGGUAGUGGAAAAACUACACAAAUACCCCAAUAUUUAUAUGAAGCUGGCUACACUUCAAACGAUACAAAAGUUAUAGGAUGUACCCAACCUAGGCGAGUGGCAGCUAUGAGUGUAGCAGCUCGGGUAGCUAAAGAAACAUCUUUUAGGCUUGGUAACAAAGUGGGUUACAGUAUAAGGUUUGAGGACUGCACAACGCCAGGCACUACCAUCAUUAAAUAUAUGACAGACGGGAUUUUGCUAAGGGAAUUUCUCAAUACUCCCGAUUUAAGCGAAUAUAACGUUUUGAUAAUAGACGAAGCUCACGAGAGAACCCUUCAUACCGACAUACUAUUUGGGCUAGUCAAAGACGUCGCCCGCUUUCGGCCCGAUCUCAAACUCUUAAUAUCCAGUGCCACAUUGGACGCCCAAAAAUUUUCUCAGUUUUUCGACGAUGCCCCCAUUUUCCGUAUUCCUGGAAGGCGUUAUCCAGUAGAUAUUUAUUAUACUAAAGCCCCAGAGGCGGAUUAUCUGGAAGCUUGCGUUAUAACUGCUCUACAAAUUCACGUGACCCAACCCGUGCCAGGAGAUAUAUUGGUUUUCUUGUCUGGUCAGGAAGAGAUAGAGGUGGUCCAGGAAAUCUUGAUAGAAAAAUGCCGAAAACUAGGAUCCAAAAUCAACGAAUUAAUUAUACUUCCCAUCUAUUCCAACUUACCAUCCGAAAUGCAAGCUAAAAUAUUCGAACCUACUCCACCUCACGCUAGAAAAGUCAUAUUAGCUACCAAUAUAGCAGAGACAUCUCUAACUAUAGAUGGCGUUAUAUACGUAAUAGAUCCAGGAUUUUGUAAACAGAAAUCUUACAACGCCAGAUCCGGUUUAGAAUCAUUGGUUGUGAUACCUAUAUCAAAAGCUUCGGCUAAUCAAAGGGCUGGUAGAGCUGGGCGCGUUGCGGCUGGCAAAUGCUUCAGACUCUACACAUCUUGGGCUUAUAAUAACGAACUCCCUGAUGAUUCUAUUCCUGAGGUUUUUUUUAUAAUCCAAAGAACGAACUUAGGUAACGUAGUUCUCCUCCUUAAAUCCUUGGGCAUCGACGAUCUUUUACGAUUUGAUUUCAUGGACCCACCACCCCAAGAGUCUCUCGUUUCAGCCCUGGAGCAACUAUACGCCUUAGGGGCUGUUAACCAUCUCGGACAAUUAACAACCACAGGUAGAAAAAUGGCCGAGUUUCCAGUGCACCCCAUGAUGUCUAAAAUGAUAUUGGCUUCUCAGAAAUACAAUUGCGUUGCCGCCAUAAUAACGAUAGCUUCCAUGGUUUCCUUAAACAACUCCAUUUUCUAUAGACCCAAAGACAAAAUUUUAUUUGCCGAUGCAGCCCGCAAAAACUUUUUCUGCCCUCACGGUGACCAUUUAACUCUUAUGAGGGUUUACAAUGAAUGGGCAGAAACCGAUUUUUCUACACAAUGGUGUUACGAAAACUUUAUCCAAUAUCGUUGCAUGAAACGCGCACGAGAAAUCAGGGAACAAUUACUUUAUUUGGCAGAGAGGAUAGAAAUUUACAUUCCACCACUCACUCAAAAUAAUCAAAAUGAUUCUCAAAAAAAUAUCGCCCAACAUUUAGAUGAAUCUACCGAUUAUGACGACGUUGCUAUCAGAAAAGCAAUAACUGCUGGCUAUUUCUAUCACACGGCUCGGUUUACAGAAAAAGGUAGUUAUAAAACGACCAUUAAAUUCAACAAUAUAAACACUACCGGAGUCCUAAUCCAUCCUAAUAGUUGUUUGUUUCAAACGAAUCCUAAAUGGAUCAUCUAUUACGAGCUCGUUUUCACAACCAAAGAAUACAUGAGACAAGUUAUAGAGAUUGAAAACAGCUGGUUACUUGAAGUCGCUCCGCAUUAUUACAAGGAAAAGGAUUUAGAAGAUAACUCGGAUAAAAAAUUACCUAAAGCAACAGGAAAAUCUAGCAAAGAACUAAAUAGGACAUAUGACUAAAAAUAAAUAUUUUACUUUUGCAUGGGAUACAAUUUACCUUAUUUGAUAUCCUCCUUAAUUAGAUGAAAGAAUUUUGAUAUUCACAA
Messenger RNA from Gordionus sp. m RMFG-2023, 2982 nucleotides. RefSeq names its product pre-mRNA-splicing factor ATP-dependent RNA helicase DHX16-like. Bases 26 to 2896 code for a protein of 956 amino acids. The record is from RefSeq and is a predicted model, not a curated record. NCBI's taxonomy places the organism in Eukaryota, Metazoa, Nematomorpha, Gordioida, Chordodea, Parachordodidae. Gene Ontology annotation, cellular component: intracellular anatomical structure; catalytic step 2 spliceosome. Gene Ontology annotation, molecular function: helicase activity; RNA binding; ATP binding. The transcript is spliced from 16 exons.